AGGAUAAGGUGGCGACAGCAAGAUGUACUAACUGUCACUAAUUACGCGCGGAAAUGUUUGGACGCAUGCGUACCGUUCUUCGAGCUUUUCUCGAUAUGCAUUGUUUAUCUGUUGGAAUGACUUCAGCCCGACCUUAUUCACGUAUAGCUACACCACUAACGCCAUCUUUUAAGCAAGAUUUGAUUGUUGAAUUGGAUCGAUUAUUUCCACGUAUUCAAUUGGAAUAUAGAGGCCACGAUAAAGCUGUGUUGAAAUCGUACACCACAUUUCUGAAGACCGCUUGCAAACAUCUAGAACUUGAGGUAGUUUCCAUAAAAGUGUUUCCAUAUGUAUGGUGGAUUCAAAAUGCUCUGAGAGCUAAAUUUGCAAAAAAGAAGAAUCAACUUCAUUACGAGACAAGAACACACAUUCGUCAAUUUACAAUCCGAAAUGUUACGGGUAGUACAGCAAGUGCAUUCCUAGAAUAUGUUCAGCGAAAUAUACCUGAAGGAGUUGCAAUGAAAGUUACUUAUGAUGAAAUCGCAAUGUUGCCGGAAAUUAUUCAAAGUAAAAUUAAACUAAUGCAAUUAAAUGAUGAAAAUGCUCCGACAACAACUCCACCUAUGACCGAGAAGGAAAAAGUAAUUGUUGGAACGUUGCUUAGCGAGGGAAACAAGCAUCCGAUCGAUAAAGCAUCAACUUCUGCUGAGAGUUUAUUACCGAACAAUCCUUCAGCAGAAUCUAAUCGAUAGCUAUCAUAUCUUCUGGAAGGAUAUAAGUGAGUAUCACGCUUGAAAACUACAUAUUCUUGAGAGAGAGAGAGAGAAAAAAAAAAGAUAUAUUUUGCCUAACUACUACCACAUUAUUAUGGCUAAAGUGUUUUCGUUUUAUCGAAUGAAUGAACAGAUUAUUCAGUUAUUCUUCGGC
Molecule: messenger RNA, 906 nt
Organism: Loa loa (African eye worm)
Lineage: Eukaryota; Metazoa; Nematoda; Chromadorea; Rhabditida; Onchocercidae
Exons: 3
Coding region: 54-731 (225 amino acids)
Cellular component (GO): mitochondrion; mitochondrial small ribosomal subunit
Source: RefSeq, a predicted model, not a curated record